UUUAUUUAAGCAGGCAUUAAAAUGAAUUAUUAUGAUGAGGAGAUUUCAAUUAGUGGGCCAGAUUCCAAGAAUCUAAGUCAUUUUAAAGUAGACCGAAUACCAAGCAAUGGCAGUGGUCGGACCGCAUCGACUAAUCGAACUGCUACCUUGCGUCGCAGUAAGAUUCAUGGUAGCUCGACCGACGAUGAUGGCCUAUUGCAGGAUAUUAUUGAUCACGAUGACGAUGACGAGGAUGACGAUGACGAUGACGAUGACGACGAUGAUGUAAGUGAAAUGCAGCCGCGCUUAAUAGACGGUUUAGCACGCGGCACAGCUAACCAACGACCACAGACACGACCGGGCAGCGCGCGCAGUACUGCCAAUGUAUUGUCGGCUAAACCUCCGAUGCGUGGUGGUGGACUCAUUGUACCAUCCGAAAGUGAAUCAGAUGAAGCUGUUUCACCACAACCACAAAUUGAAGUUAUUGGAGAUGCGACAACAGUACAAUCAUCUCCGCAAGAGCAGCAGUUGUCCAUCAAAUCUGAAUAUUGGGAAAAUUUAGCAAUAAAUCAGGAGCUAAAAGAACUCUUUCCGUACAUAUUAAAAUAUACACCGCAAUCUAUUGAUACACCUUAUCGCCUGCAACCUUUCAUACCAGAUUUUGUACCAUCUGUCGGUGAUGUGGACGCUUUCCUCAAGGUCACCAUACCGCCACUAUCGAAGCCUCAACGUCAGCAAGAAAUCAACGAGUAUUUACAUAAAAUGGGUAUUUAUCUGCUUGACGAGCCGUCCGGUGAACAAUCGGAGCCGAGUUUGCUUAAUAUGAAAUUGCGUUCGGUGCUCACUGGUAGUGGUUCCAAUGCGCGCUCUGCAUCGGCUUCAAUGAUUCCAACUGCCAAAUCGCCUAAGGAAAUUGACAAGUGGAUUAAUGAGGUCGAGAAAUUGCAUAUGACCCAAACCGUGAAUGAUAUACAACCGCGCAAAGAGAUUGAGCCCUUAUUGAUGAAUUGGCCGCGCUCGUAUGCUGAUGCUAGUGUAGCUGUGCAACAGGCGUAUCAGCAGUGCCUGGAAGAUGAGGACGUUGCGCGUUAUGUGCGCACACUGUGUCAACAGUUCGAGGUGGAGGGGCCUAUAGAAACGCAGGUCCAUUACAUAAUGAGCGUGCAGACAUUGUUCGCACUAUAUUUGGCCGCCAAUCAAGCAUGGGAAUGAUUAGCAGAAGUCCUUUGAUAUUCUCGAAUAUAUGACAUAUUGAAAUAUGCACCGCAAUACA
This is a messenger RNA of Bactrocera latifrons, 1252 nucleotides long. It is a transcript of the gene IFT46, whose product is annotated as intraflagellar transport protein 46 homolog. Gene Ontology annotation, cellular component: intraciliary transport particle B; motile cilium; centrosome. The record is from RefSeq and is a predicted model, not a curated record. NCBI's taxonomy places the organism in Eukaryota, Metazoa, Arthropoda, Insecta, Diptera, Tephritidae. The coding region runs from base 22 to 1191 and encodes 389 amino acids. The transcript is spliced from 2 exons. Gene Ontology annotation, biological process: cilium assembly; intraciliary transport.